AUGCAACUUCCGGCAGAGGUUGACAACAAGUCAAAUGGGUCGUCCCUAAGUUGGGAGCCCGUACUGGCAGAAGAUCAACAAGCUAUUGCAAUCAUCGGCAUGGGUGAGUGGUUCUCCACUAGCAGCUCACGGGACUAUCGGUCUGCAUACAUUGGCGUGAUGGUAGUCAUAUUGACAUUGCGCUUUUACAUUGUAGGAUGUCGGCUGCCCGGCGAUAUCAAGUCCCCGACCCAAAUGUGGGAUUUUCUGGCACAAGGGAAAUGCGCCGCUGGUCCAGUACCGCAGUCGCGCUUCAAUAACGAGGCCUACAGGGGCGGGGGAGACGAGCCUGGUACUUCUUUGGGUCCUGGAGGGUAUUUUUUGAAAGAUGACAUACGGCAAUUUGAUAAUCAGUUCUUUGGGAUCAACAAUCGAGAAGCUGUCGACAUGGACCCAGAGCAACGAAGCCUGCUGGAGGUAGUCUUUGAAUGCUUUGAAAGCGCCGGAUACUCUCUCGGGGACCUUUCUGGUGCCGACGUUGGAUGCUAUGUUGCUACUUUCUUACAGGACCAUGCCUCCAUAAUAAGCAAAGAUGUUGAAUAUUUAACACGUUACUCAGCAACGGGAAUAGGAGCCGCUAUUAUUGCAAAUCGCAUAAGUCACAUUUUCAACCUCAAAGGCCCCAGCUGCUCAAUCAAUACGGCCUGUUCAGCUUCAAUUUACGCGUUGCACCAAGCCGUUUCGGCCCUGAGGAAUCAGGAAUGUGAUUCUGCCGUGGUAGCGGGCGUCAACCUCAUUCAUUCCCCGGAUCUCCAUGUCGCGGUAUCACAAGGUGGGGUUCUUUCGCCUACCUCUGUGUGUCACACAUUUGACGAAUCCGCAGACGGUUAUGGACGUGCAGAAGCGGUGAAUGCUUUAUACAUCAAGCGACUAGGUGAUGCGAUACGCGAUGGUGACCCGAUCCGCAGCAUCAUUCGUGGAACCGCCGUUAACAGCAAUGGUCGCACCCCUGGGAUCACACAGCCAAGUAUUGACGGCCAAAUCGCUGUGGCUCGUAAGGCGUACGAUCAGGCUGGCUUGAAGCCCUCAGACACAGCUUAUGUCGAGAUGCAUGGUACUGGCACUGCUGUCGGUGAUGUGAUGGAGGCGAAAUCAGUUGCCGGUGUAUUCUCUGUAGAGCGUCAGGGCCGCCCGCUAUUUGUGGGUGGUCUGAAGCCAAACCUUGGCCACGCAGAGGCUGCAAGUGGCUUGUCCAGCGUUAUUAAAGCCACGCUGGCGCUGGAACGGAAGCAGGUGCCGCCAACCUUUGGUGUCGUGAAUCUAAAUCCCAAGCUUCAGUUGGAGGAGCACGGAAUCCAACUGGUGCGGCAAUUUACUCAACUCCCAGAUCCAAGUCCCGGGUCAGGUCGCCGCAUCAGCGUAAAUUCUUUCGGUUUUGGUGGAGCUAACGCUCAUGCCAUUUUCGAGGAAGCAGGGCCAUACGCCAAAUUCUCCAGGAGCUGCUUGAAAGAGGAGAAAUUGUGGGACGUGCCAAACACGCUCGACUGCGACCGGCCGUAUCUAUUGCCAUUCUCCGCCCAUGACGGGGUUUCUUUGGAGAGACGAGUCGAUCAACUGGGACGACUGAAUCUUCCAGCAGAUAUCAUGACCGACCUGGCUUACACUUUGAGCGAGCGCCGCUCUCACCUCAAGUCACGCGGCUUUGUGAUUGCGCGAGGGGAUACAUUAAAUCAGGAUUUGAAUGCUGAAAACCUUCGAGUAGCCAGCCCAGCUGGACCGAUCAUUUCUCUCAAUCAGAGAUUUGUGUUGGUCUUCACCGGCCAGGGAGCUCAGUGGCAAGGUAUGGCAGAAGAACUGUUGCAAACUCCCGUGUUUGCACAUGCCAUCUCCCAAAUGGACGAGGCGUUGGCUAGCCUACCAUAUCCCCCAUCCUGGACGAUCGCCGGAAUUUUGCAAGACAAAACGGAUCACUGCCCAAUAAACGAAGCUGCGUUCGCUCAGCCGGUCACCACAGCCGUCCAGAUCGGGCUCGUCGAGCUUCUGAAGGCUUUCCGGGUUCCGAUGGACGGCGUCCUAGGUCACUCCUCCGGUGAAAUUGCAGCAGCAUAUGCCGCUAAUCUGCUCGAUAUGCAUGAAGCAAUCGCCCUGGCAUAUUAUCGAGGGUAUGCAGUAACAGAAUGCGCGCCGAUCGGCGCUAUGGCUGCAGUGGGGCUUCCAUCUGACAAAGUUGAAGACUGGAUCCAAAGACAAGGGACAAAAGAGCAUCAAGUGCGCGUGGCCUGCAUUAAUUCGCCCGAAAGCGUCACCGUUAGUGGCGACGCGGAUGGUAUCGAUGCCCUGGUCUCAUGUCUGACGGCGAACGGCACCUUUGCGAGAAAGCUCAAGACUGGCGGAAAAGCAUAUCAUUCUCACCAAAUGAAACCCGUGGGUUCCACCUACGAGCGCCUACUUCGGGAGGCCAAUAUCUUUUCCAGUGCGCCUGCCCAAGGGGAAAAGGUCGAUUCCAAGCCAUGCAUGUUUUCCACUGUUCUUCGCCAGCAGGUUGCGGAGUCCGACGUGCGCACCGCGGCUUAUUGGCGACAAAAUCUUGAAUCACCAGUGCACUUUUCAGAUGGUUUACUGUCUGCUUCAGCUCUGUGGGAUGAGGUGUGCUGUCUCGAAGUUGGCCCACAUACUGCAUUGAAAAUGCCCAUUUUGCAGACUCUGGGUAAAUCUACUCCCUACUUUGGCACCUUGCAGCGUGGAAAGGGCUCGUUAAAUGCUCUGCUAGAGCUUGCAGGGAAUCUUUUCCUGAGCGAGUUUCCCAUACCCUUCCCCCAGUUGCAGGUUCUGUAUCCAAAGUCGAGUCGGCCGCCAAAAGUAAUUCACGACCUCCCGCCUUAUCCGUGGCACUACGAAAAGCUUCUCUGGAAUGAAUCCCGCAUCAGCCGCGAAGUUCGUGAACGCAAGUUCCCGCGGCACGAGCUUUUAGGUACCCCCGUUCCUGGAGGUAACUUAAUCACAUAUGGUUGGCGAAAUCGGCUUUCUCUGGACAACGUCCCUUGGCUGAAAGACCAUAAGCUGGGUGAUACAAUAGUGUUUCCUGCAACAAGUUAUCUCUCAAUGGCAGCAGAGGCUCUUCUACAAGUACGUGGGGUGCAAGUAAAUCAGGAUCUGGCCGCAAUUUCAGUCUGCUUCCAAAAUGUGGACUUGCCAAAUGCGCUACCUAUCGGUGAAAGAGAGACCAUUGAGCUUUAUACUGAGCUUUCAUCUCGUGAAUUGUCCAAUUUGACCUCUUAUCAAGAUUGGUAUGACUUCAAGGUCGUUUCGAUCGCUGACGAUACUCCAACCAUCCGGGCUCGUGGUACUAUCAAAUUACUCAGUGGGCCACCCGACAUGGACGAACGCAAUAUACCGUAUGCUGAGGGUCAGCUUGUUUCAAAAAGCCCGCGGAUGUGGUACGAAAGCAUGGAUAAAUGCGGUCUACGUUACGGGCCCAACUUUCAACACAUGCAGAACAUUCUCACACCUGACACGAGUGAUGUUUUGUAUGCUCAGGCCAAGCUGGAAAAUAUCAGACCCCAAUUUCAAGCCGUACAGCCAUCUCCCCGCUAUCUGAUUCAUCCGGCAAUUUGGGAUAAUGCUUUGCAAAUUGGAUUAGUUGCCAGCGCAGGAGGUAAUUUUGGAUCGAUGGUAGCAAAAGUACCCAAAAGCUUCGGGCGCAUUAGCGUGACAGCAGCCUCACUUACAUCACAUGAAGGGAUGGUUUGCGCUACAUCUACAGUGACUGGCUUUACAAGCAAUGAUGUGAAUACCGCCCUGCUGGACUCAAACCAUAGGGCUUUGAUGUCGGUUGAAAAGAUGUGCAUCACCAAAUAUUCUGGCGGCGACGAAAUGGCAGAAGUUCGGCACCCAUUGUACCGAUUUGUCUGGAAGCCAGAUUUUGACCAAAUACCAAGCGAUGCAGCUUUUGCUGCUGCUUUGCAGCAUGUCAGCGAUAAUACCGAUCUAGGACUUCUCCUCAGGACUGAUAAGAGAAUUCUGAUGGCCAUGGAUCUUGCUGUUCAUAAGGAUCCGAGCGCCGACAUUCUGUUCAUCACCUCGGAUCUAUGGCUGAUUCGCCUGGCACUAUCCGACAUUCUCAAGGCUCAUACAGGACACCAAAGAUUUAACUCCUUCCAUUUAGGCCGUUUCAAGCCAGAUGGCCAGUUGGAAGUUGCCGAACUCCAGCGUUAUGCCUUGCCCGUUGAGAUGGAUUCCUUUUCGCCAUUCGCCGCACCGGCCCCCAAUCAACGGUUUGGUCUUGUUGUCUUGAGUGAAGGGACGCCCCAUCUUGACCGACUUGCUUCAUAUACGAACAAUUUUGCCCGUAUUAUAGAUGGUGGCUAUGUUCAAGGGGAGGCCCUACCAUGCGAAAAGUUCACUGUUUCGCACGCUCUACCAGGUACACUUAUAACAGACCCCGGAAUUCGGAUUCUUCGUCCGGUGCGAAGGGAUAACCAGUCGGGCUCUCAUCAGUUUGAGAAGAUUCUGCUUAUCAGUCGUACGCCGAGCCGGGUCGAGGAUGAUACCUUGCGGGAUUGCCUUGCUGCUGAUCUCUCCCUUCCUGUCGACAAACAUGAGCUGACGGAGCUCACAAAUGUGGAUAUUGAAGACACUACCCUCGUCGUAUCAACGGCAGAGCUUGAACGCGAUGUCACAGCACGGGCUACCCGGGAAGAAUAUGCAGCCAUCCAACGCGUCUUGUCGAAACCAGUUCGGAUGGUAUGGAUUAGUGGUUCGGGGAUCCAUGAAGAUGGUGAUCCAACCCGGGCAGUUUUCCAUGGCUUGGCGCGCGCGAUCAUGAUUGAACAACCAGCGGCUGAAAUUUACAGUCUGGAGCUGUAUCCGAACGCGCAGCCGGCGGAUAUCUCCCGUUAUGUGGCGGGAGUAAUUACAAGGCCCGAAGGCUGUCCGCCUGAUUAUGAAUACCUCCAGAGCGAAGCUGGCCUCCUCGUGAGUCGUGGUGUCCCAGACGAGCCAAUGAACGCUUAUUUCCGCCGCAAAGAACAGGGAAGAGCUAUUAUGGACUCGCUCGACCGCGCGGGGCCUGUGUCGCUCUCCAUGGAAAAGCCGGGCCAGUUGAAUUCUGUUCAGUUCGUCAAGACGCCUCAGGCGAACUUAGGACAAGACGAUGUGCUGGUUCAGGUAAGUUGGAUUGGCCUGAAUGCAAAGGAUGUAUAUGCUCUGGCGGGUCGAGUGCAAACGCCUGGGGCAACUUGUAGUGGAGAGUUCACGGGGACGAUCCUCGCUGUGGGGUCCGCUGUCACUAAUCUCACAGUCAAUGAUCAUGUUGCUGUGCUAUUCCCUGGUCAUUUCAGCUCUCAUGAGGUUGUGCCGGCCCAUAAUUGCGUGAAGCUAGAUCCACAGGACGACCUACGCAGCUUCGCAUCGGUUCUUGUUGUGUUUGCGACUGCUCUCUAUGCUCUAGAGAAUCGCGCCCGUCUGCAACCUGGCGAGUCGGUUUUGAUCCACUCUGCCGCCGGUGGUGUUGGGAUAGCUGCGAUCCAGGUAGCGAAGAUGAUUGGCGCCGAGAUAUUUGCGACGGUUGGAACUGAGGAAAAGAAAAAGUAUCUGGUCGAAACUUUUGGACUCCAGCCGGAUCAUAUUCUGAGCUCACGCAGUCCUGGUUUCGCCGAUCAAAUCCGCUCAGUAACGAAAGGCCACGGCGUGGACGUUGUUCUCAACUCCCUGGUCGGCGAGUUGCUGUUGGAGAGCUGGGAUUGUUUAGCUGAAUUUGGACGAUUUGUGGAAAUCGGCAAAAAGGAUAUCACAGACCAUGGGCGACUGCCUAUGGACCCCUUCGGCCGAGGAGCUACUUUCACAGCCUUUGACCUUGCUUUACUGAGUACUUCGCACUCUCUUGGUACACGGAGAUGCUUCCGUCAGCUUUUUUCUCGCGUCAUAGAACUGGUGCACAGUGGAGUCAUCCAGCCCGUGCCUUUGAAAAGCUUCACCGCAGGAGAGUUGCUCCCAGCAUUUCGCUAUUUCAAUGACCCGGCUCGCAUUGGCAAGGUUGUCGUCUCUUUUGAGGAUCCGAAUACUAUGAUUCCAGUGGUACCGGCGCAGUUCGCUACACAACUACAUCCGGACAAGUGCUACUUCAUGGUCGGGUGCCUAGGAGGGCUGGGCCGGAGUCUUUCCCAAUGGAUGAUAUCUCGUGGGGCAAGGAACUUCCUUUUCCUUGGCCGCAGCGGUACCAGAAAGCCCGCGGCACGACGUCUUGUGGAAGACCUCGAGCAACAAGGAGCACGAUGCAUUGUAAUUGAAGGCGAUGUGACUAAUGCCGACGAUGUCGAAAGGGCUGCAUCAGCAGCCGAGCUUCCCUUGGGUGGUGUGAUCCAUGCUGCAAUGGGGUUGCACGAGGCGAUCUUUUCUGAGAUGUCCCAUGAGGCCUGGCGUGAGGGAACUGCCGCGAAAAUCGAAGGUGCUUGGAAUUUACACAAUGCUCUGUCGAAAUCAAACCGGGAAAGCCACUUGGAUUUCUUCAUUAUGACCAGUUCGAUCAAUGGAAAGAUCGGAACGGCUACGGAGAGCAACUACUGCGCCGCCAAUAAUUUCUUGGAUGUCUUUGCACGAUACCGACAGACCCUAGGUCGCCCUGCCCUCUCGCUUGGACUUGGCGCUAUUGCAGAGGUGGGCUAUCUCCACGAACACUCUCACAUUGAAGAAUUGCUACUACGAAAGGGAAUCCGCUUCCUCACUGAAAGCGACGUUCUGCAGAUCUUCGAUCUCGCACUUUCCAAAUCCCCGACCGCGGCUCAUCCCUCGGAUAAAAUAACAUCGUCUCUGUUGCUGUCCGGGGUAGAGGUGACUACCCUACAACGAUAUCACCAGCAAGGUUUCAAAACAUUCUGGCACUCGCUCACGGAUGUGCGAUUUGCUAUACUCAUCAAUGCUUUGAGGCGAUCCUCUGGGAACACAGCGGGCCAAGGGGACUCGCAUGAAUUUGCGCUUCGCAACGCUGUCGCCGCCAAAGACCCCGCACUGGUCCUCGCAGCAGCUCAGGAGACCAUCACACAAAAACUAUCUUAUAUGGUUCUUGUUCCUGCGGACAAGAUCAAUGUGCACGCUUCUUUGGCUGACUUUGCCAUGGAUAGUAUGCUGGCUUCUGAGCUGCGACAACACAUCUUCAGUGUGGCCAAUGUCGAUAUUUCCUUCCUGACGAUAAUGAGCCCUCAGACCAGCGUCUCUACGAUGGCCAGCAUGGUCGCGUCCGCUUUGCUGCAACGAGCGCAAGAGAAUUCAUGA
Penicillium chermesinum is the source of this 7248-nucleotide messenger RNA. RefSeq names its product type I polyketide synthase. The record is from RefSeq and is a predicted model, not a curated record. The transcript has 4 exons. Lineage: Eukaryota; Fungi; Ascomycota; Eurotiomycetes; Eurotiales; Aspergillaceae. Gene Ontology annotation, molecular function: oxidoreductase activity; fatty acid synthase activity; zinc ion binding. Gene Ontology annotation, biological process: secondary metabolite biosynthetic process; fatty acid biosynthetic process. The coding region runs from base 1 to 7248 and encodes 2415 amino acids.